This is a messenger RNA of Truncatella angustata, 894 nucleotides long. RefSeq lists its product as uncharacterized. NCBI's taxonomy places the organism in Eukaryota, Fungi, Ascomycota, Sordariomycetes, Amphisphaeriales, Sporocadaceae. The annotation marks the transcript as partial. The record is from RefSeq and is a predicted model, not a curated record. The transcript has 2 exons.
AUGCAUAGCCAAGUUUACGAUGGCAAUAUAUACUACGAAGUUCGUCAGGCUCAGGAAGUGGGCGACAAUAGACUUGUCGAUCGUUUGUUGUCGCCUGUAACUAAAAUCACACGGAAACGUCUGCAAAGACUCUGGAAGGAAUCAGAGCAAAUGACAAUAGCGUUCGACAAAUUUCUAGAUAUUCCUGGUUUAUGGCCAGGCAUGCGUCUUGGUAUGAUGCACAGGAUACUGGCCGUCAAAUGCGAAGAGGAAAUCAUCAACUACCUCGAUCACAUAUACAGUGUCUGGUUCAAGCUUGUCAGCAGAGAUGUCUCAAAUCUUAGGCGGAUAGAUACUGAGACAGUGAAGCAAAUUCAAUUAAGAUGCCCAAGGUAUUCAUCUAGAGAUGCGCAAUUCCUUAAAAGUCACGUCGAAAAAGGGACACUUUUUCCGUCUUUCAGUGAUGCAGAGCGCAGAACCAUAUGGUCGGAGCUUCUCAGCGUCGAUACCAUCAUACCCUCACUUUACACAUUUUUUGAAGACUUCAAAUAUCUUGAAUCUUGUGCAGGAUCCUUCCAUCACUUCCUUGAACUUCCGAAACACUCCUCUGAUACUAUUUCGAGCUCACUAAGGUCAAUUUUCCGACUGGGGGCCGUAUCUAGUGGGCCUUUGAUCCAAAUACCAAAUGACGCAUGUUCUCUACGUGAUGAUGUACCAGAGGAUCAAUUCCACAGGGCGAAGAAUGAACUCUGGCUCUAUGUAAUGAGAUAUUACCGAGAAAUGGAACGACCGAAGCAGAAUGACAGGAUAGCCCUUGCAAGAGUCAGAACUCAGCAGGCAGACGCAGAAACCUUGACCAACUUCGCGGUAUUGGCCAGCCAACAAGGUUUCAGAAAUGUUCAAAUUGAUCAUCUU